Messenger RNA from Gregarina niphandrodes, 948 nucleotides. RefSeq names its product amine-terminal domain cyclin. The transcript has a single exon. Bases 1 to 948 code for a protein of 315 amino acids. Gene Ontology annotation, biological process: regulation of cell cycle. NCBI's taxonomy places the organism in Eukaryota, Apicomplexa, Conoidasida, Eugregarinorida, Gregarinidae. The record is from RefSeq and is a predicted model, not a curated record.
AUGGAGUGGGCGCACACGGCAGAGGUAUUCGGUACUACGUUGGAGCGGCUGAAGAGUGUGCACGGGCGAGCGGUGGCAGAGGUGGAGUUGGGUGUGAACCGUCGGGCGGCCGCAGCCUUCCUGUCGAGUUUGUAUCGGCCAGUGCCGCCGCCGUUGGCUCCACCAGAGGCAUUUGCGGCGGGGUUGCCGUUGGCGGCUUCGCCGCCAACGGCGACGAAGGCGGCGAAGACAACACGUGGUGGUUGGCGUCAGCGGCUGACGCACUGGUUCAACGACGGUAGUGCGAGUGCGGACAAGAGUGGUGAGAUGAGUUAUCAUGACCUGUUGCACACGCGUGUGUCUCAGAGUUACAAUCCGCUUGCCCUGGACUACGAAGACGUGUUCUUCGCCCUUACUACGACCCAACGCACACAACUUGAACUCCGGUAUCCCCAGCUGUCCUUUGCGGAGCCGCCGGAAGCCGUGGGCGGUGGACGCGAAGAGUGGAAUCGCCAGUUCGCGGCCGGCCAUCCGUGGCUCAACGCAUCCUUCUCGUGUACCAAGUUGCGCGCCUGCAAACUGGUGCUGAAGAAGAUGACGGCCUUCGUUGACGUAAACACUAGCGCUAUCGCUUGGGUGUAUUUUGAACGACUUGUGCUCGCCAACAAGGUCCACAAAGAUAACCGACGAAUGCUCCUCGGCGCAUGCCUGAGUCUCGCCAUAAAAUUCAACGAAGACAAAACCUCCACCUUCGACGUACUCGCACGCCUCGCAAACAUGUUUUCCCACGAAGUGCUACCCAAGGACAUAGCCGAACAUGAAUUCGCCGCCUUCGCCGCCCUCACCUUCGACCUGCGUGUUGAAGAAUUCCACAUCAUGCCGCACAUACUCGCGCUCGAAGCCACCACGGCCGGCGGCAAUGCCGCCGGCAGCGUCGCCAUCGACGUCAACCCUGGCCCCUUUCCUUGA